Cherax quadricarinatus is the source of this 1379-nucleotide messenger RNA. NCBI's taxonomy places the organism in Eukaryota, Metazoa, Arthropoda, Malacostraca, Decapoda, Parastacidae. The record is from RefSeq and is a predicted model, not a curated record.
AUAAGAGGCAGCUGGCGAGAGCAGCAGCCUCAGUGCUUCCCUGGCAGUGUUCAGUGACGUGUGUGUUAGUCUCUCCCGCCGCGGCCCUGACUGAAAACUUAAAUAAAAAGAGCAGCGAGGCGUCUGGUGUCUGCCAGCAACUCUGAACACAUGAAAGGAAGUGUCUGGUGUCCUUCAGCAUCUUAGCAGACAUGACAGGAACGGAGAACCAAACCAGAAAGCGGUGUUAUCAAAUGACUUAAAAUGCAUCAUAACUUAGGCCAGUUUUAAUACGUAAUAUUACUGAAGAAGUCGGAAACCUAACGUCACUUGAUACCUCAGAGUGCAGACUGACUCAGGAUCACGUGUCUGAGAGGCUGCUAGAGUCGGGAGAGUGCAAUACGGGAUGCUAAAAUUGAUAUCAUAAGAGGCUUAACGCAGUGUAUUUGAUAUUAGUUUAGCGUGAAAUACUAACGAUUAUAUUGUUUUGUUGGCAAGUGCUGAGAGAGUUUUUUAUGAGUUUGAAACCUCUGGUUCUUAGAAAAAAUAAGAGAGAUUUAGAAACGAGUUUGCGUGCGUGUGUGAGUGUCACAGUGGGGUGGUUGAAGGGUGUCAGACCUACCUGAGUGUGGGAACAGCUGACAAGUGAAGCUCUUGCAUCGUCGUUUGUGUUUGUCUCCAGUGUGUGGAGGUGCUGGAGGUCUUCAAGUGUGUCGUGGAGGCCCUUAAAGUGCGCCGAGGAGGCCCGUGAGUGUGUGUCGUGGAGGCACUCGUGGAGUGAAAGUGUGAGUCCCACCACUGUCAUGGUUUCAGCCGUGGCUUCCGUCUGGACACAAGACAUCCGCACCUCGUCCACCACCCCUACUUUGGACUACCAGGCCACCCACACCGACACCCUGGCUUAUCAGGCCGCCCACACCGGCCGCCCACCAGGCACAGAGAGUGUGUGGGCGGGUGAAGACGAGUGGGCGGGCCUGGUAAACUCUUCCCUGGUGGUCGAGGAAGGUAACUUCACCUUAGAGAACCUCUCCGCACACAAUAACAAGACGGCCCUCUGGCCGUCUGGACCGGUCAUGCGUCUGGGGGUGGAGCUGGAACUCUUCCCGGGGUGGGUUGUGGGCGUAUGGACGGGAGUGCUGGCAGCCCUCAUGACUGUGGGCGUGAGUGGCAACGUUCUGGUGCCCUUGGUGGUAAUGAGGACCAGGGAUCUGCGCUCCUCCACCAACCUCCUGCUGGUGAACCUAGCAGCAGCAGACCUGCUGGUGCUGCUGGUCUCACUCCCAACAGCUCUCAUCGAACUGCACUCUCGGCCCGAGACCUGGGUCCUCGGGGAGCCCAUGUGUGAGUACGAACUUUGUUUUGUCAUAGAAUUAGAUCAAAGGUAUAAAAAUACAUUUUAG